Messenger RNA from Lachancea sp. 'fantastica', 1953 nucleotides. NCBI's taxonomy places the organism in Eukaryota, Fungi, Ascomycota, Saccharomycetes, Saccharomycetales, Saccharomycetaceae. The record is from the annotation of a GenBank genome assembly.
AUGACCCAGCAGGACUUGCAAGGCAGGCUGGAGGCCUACUCAAACAACCCGCUGGAUAUUCACGGCGGAAAUGGUCCCAAUCAACGCAAUAUAGUAGAAAGCAGCAGCAGCAGUCACAGCUCGAGAAACGCAGGCUCCAACACCGCUAGUGCAAUGGAUAGCACAAUCUUGGGGUCCUCGGGCAACACUCCAGAUUCGGCAUCGAACUCGUUCCGCAAAAGAGCCACAUCCCACAAACAAGGAAGUCCCACCGCCGUGACAGACUUGCUAGCCAUGCUGGACGACCAGCAUGCACUCCACAACACGCUGCAUCUCACAGACGCUUUGGAGUCCCAGCUGCCGACGGAUACGCAACUCGCCACCCACUCUUCCAGUUCAAAAUCCAAUUCCAUUUCGCAUCCGAACCCGUAUUCAAAUUCAAACUCGGUGUCCAAUUCCUCGGGUCUUUCACCGCAUCGUAUUUUGCAGGAUUCCACACUGUUUGGCCCGGACGAUGACCCGCUAGCUAUCCUGUCUCGCUCGUUGGAACAGAACCCCGCAUCAACUUUCAAAGGCCUCGAUAGCCCCAACUCUCGCCACCCAACGAUUUCAUCGCCCACCUCCCUUCAUGCUAAUCAGCAAUCCUGUAUCAAUCCAAACCUACUCAGUAAUGUGAACUCUCAAUUUGUUGACUCCGGAUACCCGAUCGAUCGCACCUCACCGCCCGAUCACCAGGUCGAUGAUGAUUCUAACUCGCUUUUCGACGAUUUCAAUUUUAAUAGAAGAAUGAGUGAGCUUGCUUCCUCACGCAAUCCUGCAAGACCAGAACUAUACAAUCGAAACUCUAUUUCCUACAGUACGGAUGCUUGGAAUUUACCGAGCUCGACAUCGACCAAGGGUCCUUCCAGUAAGCCGCAAAGGGCUGUUUUGCCAUCAUCCUCCGGUACAGUUCGGCCUUUAAGCACAGACAAGCGUUCUGAAUCGCUGCGACCCUUGAGUCUCUCAACUUCACCCUUCAGGAUAGAUAACGAACUCACAAAGUUUUUAGAGGACUACAAUUUGAGUUACUCCGUUUCGAAACCAACCAAAACAAGGGCUGGAUCCUUCAACAGCGCAAGUAAUGCCAGAAGAUCAUCAGCGUCAGAGCCUCAACAUAGAGUCCAAAAACAGCGUGCUUCCAUGUCCCUGGUGGACGGCAGCAAUCAAGAUCUGAUAGCAAAACUUUAUGGCGAUGUUAAGGCACCGAGACCCAGACUCACAAGUCUCUCAUGGGAGAACGCUAUCAUGUCGGAUGAUGAAGACGACGAGAGUGGGAAUCGAGAGACAGGGGCCAUUAAAGAAGACGCCUCGAGCCGAAUCCUAGAAGGAGAUGGACAAACGAAAUAUAGUUCUACUGUGGGUGACAUUGAAGCGAUAGGGGAAGACGAUGACCAAAUGACACGACUCCAGUCUCCACAUUUGGACUCCGCGACGGAUUUCCUUUCUCACAGUUUAAAACCAACUUUGACUUCUAGUGAUGCAAAGUUUGUACAUCCAAAUUUGCUAAUGAACAGUCACCACGCCCCAUAUCUAGACGCUUCGGACAUGAGUUCAAAAUCUGCCACGUCGUCUGGUAUUUCAAAUCCAUUGCACAAUUCAAUAACCAAUUCCCCAACGCCCUCGUCGUAUCGGUCCAGCAGCAACAGCGGCACAUACAACUGCAACCAAGCUUCUGGCAAGCCCAGGAAACGGCAGUCCUUUUCCAAGAUGACACGCACCAGUAAAUCGACUUCACCAUUUGAUGAGGACGAAAAGCCGUUCAAGUGUGGGGAUUGCACUAAGGCCUUCCGCAGAAGCGAGCAUCUCAAAAGACAUAUACGUUCAGUUCAUUCAACUGAACGUCCUUUCCACUGUCCCUACUGUGAUAAGAAGUUCAGCAGAAGUGAUAACUUGUCGCAGCAUCUAAAGACUCACAAGAAACAUGGCGAUUUCUAG